GAAACAACACUCGCGGCGUCCCUCGGGAUAAAGCCCGAACUCCUUCCCUCAGGAACCCCCUCAUGGUGCAGAGCCGACCCUCGCCCUGCCCCCGGCGUGGAAACCAAGGAGGUAUUUUCCAACCUAGGGCACAACUGCAGGGUUUAAACCCCACAGCGAAAGGCUCCGACACAAAACUUUUACACGCGGCUGAGUCUCCAGGUUGGGCUCACUGCGCUGUGCCAGCCGCAGCCCCGCUCCGGCGGUCUCCAGGCCGGGUUUUCCCGCCGCUCGCCGGCCCGCGCGCUCAGCCGCAGCGCAGCCACACGGGCGCCGAUCCCUCCGCGCCGCCCUCGCGCCCACGCAGGAGAGCGGAGGCGCGCGGCGCGAGGGAAGUAGUGCGCGGCGGAGUGAUCCGCAGGCGGGGGCGGGGCCCCAGGGGCCAUAUAAGCACCGAGCGGAGGCAUGCGUGGCGCAGUUGGUCCUGGGUGAGGUUUGUGGAUUCGGCUUUGCCGAGCAGUGCCGCGGAGAAAAUGCAGAUCUUUGUCAAGACCCUGACGGGCAAGACCAUCACCCUUGAGGUCGAGCCUAGUGACACCAUUGAGAAUGUCAAGGCCAAGAUCCAGGACAAGGAAGGGAUCCCUCCUGACCAGCAGAGGCUGAUCUUUGCUGGCAAGCAGCUGGAAGAUGGUCGUACCUUAUCUGACUACAACAUCCAGAAGGAAUCCACCCUGCACUUGGUGCUGCGCCUCAGGGGUGGCAUGCAGAUCUUUGUCAAGACCCUGACAGGCAAGACCAUCACCCUUGAGGUCGAGCCCAGUGACACCAUUGAAAAUGUCAAGGCCAAGAUCCAAGACAAGGAGGGCAUUCCCCCUGACCAGCAGAGGCUGAUCUUUGCUGGCAAGCAGCUGGAAGAUGGCCGUACCCUGUCUGACUACAACAUCCAGAAAGAAUCCACCCUGCACUUGGUGCUGCGCCUCAGGGGUGGCAUGCAGAUCUUUGUCAAGACCCUGACGGGCAAGACCAUCACUCUGGAAGUCGAGCCCAGUGACACCAUUGAGAAUGUCAAGGCCAAGAUCCAGGACAAGGAGGGCAUUCCCCCAGACCAGCAGAGGCUGAUCUUUGCUGGCAAGCAGCUGGAAGAUGGCCGUACCCUGUCUGACUACAACAUCCAGAAAGAAUCCACCCUGCACUUGGUGCUGCGCCUCAGGGGUGGCAUGCAGAUCUUUGUCAAGACCCUGACAGGCAAGACCAUCACUCUGGAAGUCGAGCCCAGUGACACCAUUGAGAAUGUCAAGGCCAAGAUCCAAGACAAGGAGGGCAUUCCCCCAGACCAGCAGAGGCUGAUCUUUGCUGGCAAGCAGCUGGAAGAUGGCCGUACCCUGUCUGACUACAACAUCCAGAAGGAGUCGACUCUGCACCUUGUCCUGCGCCUGCGGGGUGGUAACUGAGCCAGCAGGUUCUUGCUUCCAAAUAAAAGGUUCCCUGCACUUGUUCAUUCCAAUAAAGCUGUUGCAUCCAUAAAA
This is a messenger RNA of Oenanthe melanoleuca, 1505 nucleotides long. RefSeq names its product polyubiquitin-B. Gene Ontology annotation, biological process: protein ubiquitination; modification-dependent protein catabolic process. Gene Ontology annotation, cellular component: cytoplasm; nucleus. The coding region runs from base 63 to 1430 and encodes 455 amino acids. Gene Ontology annotation, molecular function: ubiquitin protein ligase binding; protein tag activity. The transcript is spliced from 2 exons. NCBI's taxonomy places the organism in Eukaryota, Metazoa, Chordata, Aves, Passeriformes, Muscicapidae. The record is from RefSeq and is a predicted model, not a curated record.